This is a messenger RNA of Daphnia magna, 1977 nucleotides long. RefSeq lists its product as uncharacterized. The coding region runs from base 1214 to 1765 and encodes 183 amino acids. The record is from RefSeq and is a predicted model, not a curated record. The transcript is spliced from 10 exons. NCBI's taxonomy places the organism in Eukaryota, Metazoa, Arthropoda, Branchiopoda, Diplostraca, Daphniidae.
GGUUGUGCUGUAGUUAACGCUAGAACGAUUUUCUGUGAAUUAACGGAUAGCCGAUAGAAUAUCAUGGCAAUGCAGUUGUUCUCCACCUGCGUCCAUGAAAUUGCGUGUCAACUUAAAAAACUUUAUUUAUAUAUUCUGUAUACAUGUAUAAAUUUUAUGGUUUUCAACCGAAUUUUUCAUAUCCUUUUUAAAGUUUUAGUCCACACUGAUAUCUGGGUGUUUACCUUCAAUUUAAAAUGACAGCACCUACAUUCGCAUACGCCUUUUCUUUGGGGGAGGGGCUGAGUAUUUUUAGAAAAUUGUCCGGUGUAUUUCCAGACACUUUGCUGUUCAUAAAGUUAUUUGCCACCUAGAGUUACAACAGACAUUUUAUUCUGAAAAAUAAAAAGUUGUUGAAAACAUGUCUCUGUCACGUCACUGUAUGUUUGGAAACACACAGAACUUAACCCUGUUAAAUAGAAAAUAGUUUUCAGCUUGGGCAAUAGAUAAGGAGAGGUUAUAUUGCAACGUUCCAGCUUCCAGGGAUGAGUAUUCCCAGUGGAAGGUGAAAGUACUGUAUAUGAAUCAUGACAAAGAAAUGAUUGUAGUAUCAGGUUCUGUCAUAUUUAUUCCAGCAAACAAGAUAUUUACACUUUGAAGGAUUAUUGACAGAAUGUAAGCAGUGAGUAUUACUGUUGCUGGCCUUGUUUUGUCAUUACUUACACCAAAGUUUCUGCCUUGGGAGGAACUUCCUUCUUUGCUUCAUUUUGUUUUCUUGGAAAAGCGAAGGAUCCAUCCAUUUCGAAGUAAGCGCUUGCAGCUGUGUAGAUUGACACAUGUUGAUUGUGUUAGUGCUAGCGUGCUUGGCCCUAUUUAUGGUUGAAAGCAUCCGCGGCUAUACAGAGAUAAAGCUAACGCGGUGCAUCUGCUUGCCGCCGCAAAUGUGCAAUACACACUUGGUGUUGGCGCAAAUAAGAACGGGCCACCAAAUACUCUAUGGGGGUCUCUUUUCUUACAUCAGCUAAUGCCGAUUUUAAACAGACUACUUACCGACAUUAUUAUUAUUAUUGCACUGACAGGUAAAACUAAACAUCGAUGUUGAUUUUGAUUCUCCCUUUAUUUCAUUUGACAGAUUGAAAACCACAUCUCAACCAGUAAACAUCUACCCACAGUUUCCCUGUACGGCAUCGGUAAUAAAGGGAUUCGAGGAAGCCAUUUACCUUUCUGGAGCAACAUGUUCAUAUCAACAACAGAAGGAGAUCUGAGUUUUCACCGUCAAUUUAAAAUGACAGCACCAGCACCCAUGACACACUCGCUCAUUGUGGGGAGGUCAUAUGGCAACUCCCAAGUCACAAUGGAAGGAAAGCAUUGUAAACGAAGCAUGGCGAAUAAAAAAUUGUCUUAUCGGAACCCGUUACGUUUAUUCCAACAAACUCGCUAUUUACACAUUGAAGGUACAAAAAGUGCCAAAACAUGUGAAUGGUGCACGGUUAGGUUAGGUCGGCUACAGCUUUCGGAUUGGGUUAUUAUUUACUGGCAGAAUAUAGGCAAUGAGGAUUGCAGUUGCUGCACUUGUUGUAUCAUAACCUAUAGCAAAGUGAGUGUCACAUCAUGGUCACAUGAAGAAUUCCUCACAUUGCUUCAGUUGAUUGCUUGGAACAGAACCAUGCUUACAACAGUGUACCUGUUUCACAGAAAAAUUGUACAUAUGUCCUGCAAGCGAUUAUUAUGUGUACCAUUUCCAUCAGCUUUUACCUGUUGCUUCAUAAAAUCUAGGAUAGCCUAGUGUUAUUGACAACAAAUAGGAUAGAUUAGAUUUUUUUUGUCAAAAACAACAAACUAUUUUUGAAAACAUUCAGAACAUUACUCUAUGAAUUAAAAAAUAAUUUCCAAUCUGGGCAAAAGGAUUUUUUACUGUUGUAUUAAGGAGAAACAUUUACGUUAACACAAAUUAUGUCAUCAUGAAAAUGUCAUCAUUAAAUCAUGUCUAAUUUCUCA